AUGGAUUUUGCACGAAAAAUCGGUAAACCUGAUAAACCUCAAACCUGGAAAAAAACUCGUCAACCACUCGUAACAACUAGGGAUAACCUUCUCUCUGGAGAUACAUCCUUUUCGGAAGAUCGUCGCUUCGUAAAUUGGAAGAAAUGGCUCGCUGACCAUAAGAAGCAAAAUCGUUACAUAGAAUUUGUUACCGGUCGUUUGCAGGGUGAUCAGCUACAGAAUUCUUCGGAAAAAUUUCGUUCUUUUAUUGAAAUGAAAAACCUAAUGGAACACGCCGCUAUACCUGUGAUCUCCGAUAAGUAUCGUGGUAGACCAGAAUUCCUACCAGGCGAUGCUUGUCUGCCGGAAGUAUCCUCGGUUCCUAGCAAAAAGGACCUGAUUUUUCCCUCGGAUUUAAUGUAUGUUGGAUUGCCAGACCUAACAGUAAAAGAACGUGAUCUCGCCAUGCCAAAAAAGGAAGAAUUCUGGAAACGCAACGAAUAUCUAAAAACGCGUAAACUUGAACUUGCUGAAAAAAUUGCAUUAAUGGUACCUAAGGAGCCGGAAAUGGCAACAUUGGCCAUUCAAGGACACGCCUAUCAGAGAAAGAAACUACCACUACUACGAAUUCCGCCGAUAACUAUUACUGAAGAUAAGCCUUGCGAGGACACUGAUCAGGCAAUAAUUCUAAAGAUUCAAGAUCGAGAGUUUGUCUGGGAAAGAUCUCUCUUCAGAACGGAGCCAGUAGACACCGAUCCUAUCAUUUGGUCUCUGACUUUUACGAGUAAGAUUGACAACCGAAUCGAAAAAGAGAUCGUCUUAGAGAAUAAAGGAACCAACGUUAUAGUGUAUCAUUGGCGAUACUCGCCCUUUCGAACGUAUGGCAUGUCCUUCGAGAAAUACAGCAGUCAAUUCUUCUUCAAUAAAACGAAAGGGCUCAUACUUCCAGGGCAGAUGGUAAAGAUCAAGGUAUGGUAUCAGUCCAGAACGUGUGGAGUUUUUAUUGAAUACUGGCGGUUCAUCACGGAUCCGAAAUUAAGUUCCUCGACGUUUAUGUUUCGGUUUUGGGGCUGCACAACCGAUACUCAAAAUACAAAAUUGAUCGAUUACCAAAUGAUCGAUGAAUACCUGAAUCGCUGCAUUCGAGACUCAACGAUACGUUCAAUUAUUGAGGAAAUUCUAGAUAAAGUGGAGCACAGUGAGUCAGCAGAGCCUCCUCCUGAGACGUUACUUUCGCAAAGUGACUUGUUUGUCUCUCUGAAUCCUUGUUAUCAUUAUCAUCCAAAUAUCAUAAUGCAGUUACAGAAAAUAUAUUCUAAUGUUACCGGUGAAAGCACAUCGACCUGGAACUUGUCGCUGAAUUUCCUCCGAGAUAUCCUUUUACAGAUAGAAGAUACAAACUACAGACGCGACAUGCUCGCCCGAUUUAACGAACUUUGCAAACAAAGUCUCAAAUCAAAAUUGUUUGAAUCCAAUGUUGAAUAUUCUAAUAAAUAUAACGCUGUAUAUAACAUCUUAUGCACUUUUGCGAAUCUGUUUGAAAAUGAAAGUGAACUUGCAAAAAGAAACAAUCUAAUACGAGAAGACUUUGCAACGUUGAUAGAAGUUGAGCAGAAAUUGACACCUUUUUCUCAAAGAUUCAAUAACAAUUUGCAAGAACUACAUAGCAAGACAUUAAAUGAUCAACCAAAAACUGUACUAAUGCAAGAAGGAAAUGAAAGUUUCAAUUUAGAUAUGCAAUCUUAUAGAGAAAUAUUUUUUAUUCGUAUAUAUACAGCUCUAAAGGAAGCAAUAGAACGAAUUUGCGCCAUUAUCGAUUCUUUCCAUAGACUUGAUGAAUUAAAGUUUAAAAUAUAA
Cyphomyrmex costatus is the source of this 1836-nucleotide messenger RNA. RefSeq names its product MYCBP-associated protein. Bases 1 to 1836 code for a protein of 611 amino acids. The transcript has a single exon. Lineage: Eukaryota; Metazoa; Arthropoda; Insecta; Hymenoptera; Formicidae. The record is from RefSeq and is a predicted model, not a curated record.